Molecule: messenger RNA, 1557 nt
Organism: Dovyalis caffra
Lineage: Eukaryota; Viridiplantae; Streptophyta; Magnoliopsida; Malpighiales; Salicaceae
Source: the annotation of a GenBank genome assembly
AUGCCACAUCCAUCUCUUGGAGCUAUGAAUGUCUUUGGAAAAGAAAAGCCAGCUGAAGAAGAUAAGAAAAAAGCCAAGCGUCCUGAUUUAAAGGCAAUAUCUAAGAUGUUGGAAGCUAAUGCUAUAAUGUAUCCCACAAAAAGAAUUGGCGAUCUUCCAGGUAUCGAUGUUGGGCACCGGUUCUAUUCCAGAGCUGAAAUGGUUGCUGUUGGUUUUCAUAGCCACUGGCUGAAUGGAAUUGAUUAUAUGGGGCAGUCCUACAAGAAGGGGGUGUACCAUAAAUAUGCAUUCCCACUUGCUGUAGCCAUUGUUAUAUCGGGGAUGUAUGAGGAUGAUCUGGAUAAUGCUGAGGAUGUUGUCUAUACUGGUCAAGGUGGGCAUGAUUUAACUGGAAAUAAGCGUCAAAUUCGUGACCAAAAGUUGGAACGUGGUAAUUUGGCAUUGAAGAAUUGUGUGGAGCAAUGUGUUCCUAUACGGGUUGUUCGUGGCCAUGAAUGUGCCAGCAGCUACUGUGGCAAAGUUUACACCUAUGAUGGCUUGUACAAGGUUGUUCAAUAUUGGGCAGAGAAAGGUUUAUCUGGAUUUACGGUGUUUAAGUAUCGACUGAGGCGGCUGGAAGGACAACCGAUUCUGACCACCAACCAGGCCAUUACCACAGGGUUGACUAUGAAUCCAAAUAUGUGGUUUGUUUUAGUGCUUGGUUACCGUAAACAAAUGGUGUUUGCACAGGCAUUCAAAGUACCAGCUCAGAUUGCUUCUGGGGUUCAAUUCAGUUAUGGACGUGUUCCCCAGUCUGUCGCCGAAAUCCGAGGGUAUAAGAAGAAAUCAUUCUAUCAUAUACUCAGAUCUCUUCAAAUUGCCAAAAAUGUAAAGCUUCCUACAAAUGUGACUGGAUGCAACUGUGAGGGGAGUUGUGUGGAUCCUAGGACUUGUGCUUGUGCAAAGCUUAAUGGCUCUGAUUUUCCAUAUGUGCAUUGUCAUGGUGGCAGGCUAAUUGAAGCUAGGGCUGUUGUUUUCGAAUGUGGACCUGGUUGUGGAUGCGGGCCUGGAUGUGUAAACCGAACAUCUCAACGAGGCAUCAAGCAUCGUCUUGAGGUUUUCCGUACUCCUAAGAAAGGAUGGGCUGUUAGAUCAUGGGACUUUAUACCUGCUGGGGCACCUGUCUGUGAGUACGUAGGGGUACUUAUGAGAACAGAAGACACAGAUCAUAGGCGAUUAGGUGAUGUAUUGGUACCAGCAAUUAACAACUUUGAUGGAGAUGAUCAGAAGUCUGAAAGUGUUCCAGAGUUUUGUAUUGAUGCAGGUUCGACUGGAAAUAUUGCCAGAUUCAUCAAUCAUAGUUGUGAGCCCAAUCUCUUCGUGCAGUGUGUCCUGAGCUCGCACCAUGAUGUCAAACUUGCUCGGGUGAUGCUAUUCGCAGCAGACAACAUACCUCCUUUGCAGGAGCUUACUUAUGACUAUGGCUAUGCCCUGGAUAGCGUCUCUGGACCUGAUGGAAAAAUAAUUCAGAUGUCCUGCUACUGUGGUGCAGCAGGUUGUAGGAAGCGCUUGUUUUAG